Molecule: messenger RNA, 528 nt
Organism: Rhincodon typus (whale shark)
Lineage: Eukaryota; Metazoa; Chordata; Chondrichthyes; Orectolobiformes; Rhincodontidae
Product: gamma-crystallin M2-like
Exons: 3
Coding region: 1-528 (175 amino acids)
Biological process (GO): visual perception; lens development in camera-type eye
Molecular function (GO): structural constituent of eye lens
Source: RefSeq, a predicted model, not a curated record
AUGGGAAAGAUCAUUUUUUACGAGGACAAGAACUUCCAGGGCCAGUGCUAUGAGUGUAGCACUGACUGUUCAGAUCUGCACUCAUUCUUUACUCGAUGUAACUCUAUCCGAGUGGAGCGAGGCUGUUGGGUGCUUUAUGAGAAAGCAAAUUACACUGGAUAUCAAUAUAUUCUGACUAGGGGAGAAUAUCCAGAUUAUCAGCACUGGAAUGGAUACAAUGACAGUAUUAAAUCAUGCCGGCUUAUUCGCCAUGCUACUGGUGGUUUAUACAAAAUUCGAAUCUAUGAAAGGCCAGAGUUUGGUGGACAAAUGGUAGAACUGACAGAAGAUUGCCCGUCUGUCCAUGAUCGUUUCCCUUACCGUGAACUGCAGUCCUGCCAAGUGAUAGAUGGAGCUUGGGCCUUUUAUGAGCAUCCUAACUACAGGGGCAGACAGUACCUGCUUGAAAAAGGAGAAUACAAGCACUACAGUGACUGGGGUGCAACAUUUCCCACUGUGGGAUCCUGCCGUCGUAUUAUGGAGUUCUAG